AACUGUUGUGUAAUUCCUAAUGGCUGUUACAGUCGCUCACAUGCAGCAACCAACCUUCUGACAUUCUCGGCCCGAAAUAAAGAGCAACGGUGUCCACACGAUCCCUCUCUGCACGCCAGUAGGGGAGACUUUUGCCAGCAUUAACGUAAGGUAGUUUGUGAUCGCUCAUGAUGAGGAUAGCUGUGAUUGGUCAGAGUGUUUUUGGCCUGGAGGUGUACAAGGAGUUGAGGAAGGAGGGCCACACCAUCGUUGGAGUGUUCACUAUACCUGACAAGGAUGGCAAAGCCGACCCUCUAGGCGCGGAGGCUGAGAAGGAUGGCGUGAACGUCUUCAAGUUCCCACGCUGGCGCCUGAAGGGGAAAGGCAUCCCGGAGGUGGUGCAGGUCUACAAGGCCACGGGGGCCGAGCUCAACGUCAUGCCCUUCUGCUCCCAAUUCAUCCCCAUGGAGGUCAUCGACCACCCGGCCCACGGUUCCAUCAUCUACCACCCCUCCCUGCUGCCCCGACACAGGGGGGCCUCCGCCAUCAACUGGACCUUGAUCCACGGGGACAAGAAAGGUGGGUUCACAGUUUUCUGGGCGGAUGACGGACUGGACACUGGACCAAUCCUGCUGCAAAGGGAGUGUGAUGUGGAGCCUGAGGACACUGUCAACACCAUUUACAAGCGGUUCCUCUUCCCUGAGGGAGUGAAAGGCACAGUGGAUGCAGUGAGGCUGAUCGCAGCAGGGAAUGCUCCAAAGAUCGUCCAGCCAGAGGAGGGAGCCACCUAUGAGGGGAUUCAGAAGAAAGACAAUGCCAAGAUUGACUGGAACCAGUCUGCACAGGCCCUACACAACUGGAUCAGAGGAAAUGACAAAGUGCCUGGAGCCUGGGCAGAGGUUGAUGGACAGAAGGUGACGUUCUAUGGUUCUUCUCUGCUAGACAGUGGUGCCACUGCUAUUGGGCAGCCCCUGGAGAUCCCUGGUGCCAGUCAACCCGGUCUGGUCGCUAAGGCGGGCCUGAUGCUGUUUGGCAACGACGGCAAAACGUUGCUAGUGAAGAACCUGCAGUUUGAGGAUGGGAAGAUGAUCGCAGCGGCAAGGUACUUCAGCUCGGGGAGCUGCGCUUCUGUGGAGCUCACUGAGGAGGAGAAGGCCUUCGCUGAGCAAAUGAGGGGUGUGUGGAAGAGCAUCCUUACUAACGUGGAUGCUAUCGAGGACUCCACUGACUUCUUCAAGUCUGGGGCUGCUUCUAUGGACGUGGUCAGGCUGGUGGAGGAGGUGAAGCUGAGGGCCAGUGGGUGUCAGCUGCAGAAUGAGGAUGUGUACAUGAACACCACCUUCCAGGACUUCAUCCAGAUGUGUGUGAGGAAGCUCCGAGGGGAGGACGACGAGGAGGAGCUGGUCGUUGACUACGUGGAGAAGAACAUCAACAACAUGACCAUCCGGAUGCCCCACCAGCUCUUCAUCAACGGGGAGUUUGUGGACGCAGAGGGAGGGAAGACCUACAAGACCAUCAACCCCACAGAUGGAACAGCUAUCUGUGAUGUGUCUUUAGCUCAAUCCAGUGACGUGGACCGAGCUGUAGCGGCCGCCAAGGAGGCGUUCGAGGAGGGAGAGUGGGGAAAGAUAAACCCCAGAGACAGAGGCAGACUCCUAUAUAAGCUGGCUGACCUGAUGGAGGAGCACCAAGAGGAGUUAGCCACUAUAGAGUCCAUGGACUCUGGGGCCGUAUACACACUGGCCUUGAAGACCCAUGUGGGCAUGUCCAUCCAGACCUUCCGCUACUUCGCUGGCUGGUGUGACAAGAUCCAGGGCUGCACCAUCCCUAUCAACCAGGCCCGACCCAAUCGCAACCUUACCUUCACCAAGAAAGAACCAAUCGGAGUGUGUGCUAUCGUAAUUCCCUGGAACUACCCUCUCAUGAUGUUGGCCUGGAAAACAGCUGCCUGUCUGGCUGCUGGUAACACUGUGGUCCUCAAACCUGCCCAAGUGACUCCACUGACAGCAGUGAAGUUUGCUGAAUUGGCUGCGAGGGCAGGAUUCCCCAAGGGAGUGAUCAACAUCCUCCCUGGAUCAGGUGCUCUGGUGGGCCAGCGUCUGUCCGACCACCCGGACGUCCGGAAGCUUGGCUUUACUGGCUCCACUGAGAUAGGGAAACACAUCAUGAAGAGCUGUGCAGUCAGUAAUGUGAAGAAGGUGUCCCUAGAACUGGGGGGUAAAUCUCCACUCAUCAUCUUUAGUGACUGUGACAUGGACAAGGCCGUUCGCAUGGGAAUGAGCGCUGUAUUCUUCAACAAGGGAGAGAACUGCAUUGCAGCAGGCAGACUCUUUGUGGAAGAGAACAUCCAUGACCAGUAUGUCAAGAGAGUGGUGGAGGAGGUUAAGAAGAUGAAGAUCGGAGAUCCUCUGGACCGCUCCACAGACCACGGACCCCAGAACCACAAGGCCCACAUGGACAAGCUGGUGGAGUACUGCCAGACAGGCGUGAGGGAAGGCGCCACUCUGGUGUAUGGGGGAAAACAGGUCUCCCGCCCAGGAUUCUUCUUUGAGCCCACCAUCUUCACCGAUGUCCAGGACCACAUGUUCAUUGCUAUAGAGGAGUCGUUUGGCCCCGUCAUGAUCCUCUCCAAGUUCAAGAGCGGGGAUGUGGACGAGGUUCUGCGGAGGGCCAAUGCCACUGAGUAUGGCCUGGCAUCAGGAGUGUUCACCCGUGACAUCAGCAAGGCGCUGUAUGUCAGCGAGAAGCUCAACGCCGGCACCGUCUUUGUCAACACCUACAACAAGACGGACGUGGCUGCUCCCUUCGGCGGCUUCAAGCAGUCCGGCUUUGGCAAAGACCUGGGACAAGAGGCUCUUAACGAAUACCUGAAGACCAAGGCUGUCACUGUAGAGUACUAAAUAUACAGCUCUGUAAAAAAUUAACAGACCACUGAAAAAUUAUCAGUUUCUCUGGUUUUACUAAAUUUUUUACAGAGUUGUAUAUAGAGAGAUGUGUGGUAGCUACCCACUGGGCACAGACGUCAGCUCAACAUCUAGUUUUGAUUUACCUUUGGUUGAGUUGUCAACUAACGCGAAUUCAACCCAAAAAAUUCACCAUGUCAUUGGAUUUAGGUUAAAAGUUUGGUAAAAAAAAGAAAUCUGUUUUUGCCAAUCCAAUCAUUUUUUUCCUGUUGAUUCAACGUUAACACAUUAUUAUAUAUAUUUUUUUAAAUGGCUUGGAAACAAUGUUGAUUCCAAACAGUUUUUGCCCAGUGGGUAUUCUCUCUUUAUAAUCAGACCAUAUGUCACUAAGCAAAUUCCUGAACUAAAUGUGAAUGAUAGACGAGGUAGAAAGGAAACGUAAUACCUCCACAUGCCCUGAUGAACAAUUCUACUUGUAAUUCAGUCUUUCUGAAAUGUGAUUAACCCUCUAAUAUUUCUUAGUGCUGUUUAGCACAAUUACUUAUGAAAUGUAAUAUUUUUAUGGAUGAGAAAUUCCAUGUGAAAUGAUAUCCCCCUCUUAGAAAUAAGAAAUAUUCACAUUAUGUUGUAGCAGUUGGUCAACACUGGUAAAUCUACCAACAAUGUUUGAAAAUGUCAACACCAGUGGUUCCCUUUUAUAGUCUUGUACCUCUUCAAACAUUGUGUGUGUGUGUACCCCCUCUAGCACCAGGGUCAACGCACUCUCAAAUGUUGUUUUUUGCCAUCAUUGUAAGCCUGCCACACACACUAUACGAUACAUUUAACAUAAGAAUGAGUGUGUAUUUUGUUACAACCCUGCUUGUGGGAAUUGACAAAGAUCUCUUACAGGACCAGGGCACAAAUAAUAAUAUAAUAAUCAA
Messenger RNA from Salvelinus fontinalis (brook trout), 3802 nucleotides. Its product is annotated as cytosolic 10-formyltetrahydrofolate dehydrogenase-like. Gene Ontology annotation, molecular function: formyltetrahydrofolate dehydrogenase activity; aldehyde dehydrogenase (NAD+) activity. The record is from RefSeq and is a predicted model, not a curated record. The transcript has 23 exons. Gene Ontology annotation, biological process: biosynthetic process; 10-formyltetrahydrofolate catabolic process; one-carbon metabolic process. Gene Ontology annotation, cellular component: cytoplasm. Lineage: Eukaryota; Metazoa; Chordata; Actinopteri; Salmoniformes; Salmonidae. Bases 168 to 2879 code for a protein of 903 amino acids.